Messenger RNA from Carcharodon carcharias (great white shark), 3587 nucleotides. Its product is annotated as retinal guanylyl cyclase 2-like. Gene Ontology annotation, molecular function: protein kinase activity; guanylate cyclase activity; peptide receptor activity. The coding region runs from base 1 to 3465 and encodes 1154 amino acids. The record is from RefSeq and is a predicted model, not a curated record. The transcript is spliced from 22 exons. Gene Ontology annotation, biological process: cGMP biosynthetic process; protein phosphorylation; receptor guanylyl cyclase signaling pathway. NCBI's taxonomy places the organism in Eukaryota, Metazoa, Chordata, Chondrichthyes, Lamniformes, Lamnidae.
AUGGUUUUCAAUGCUGGCUUGCCACACCUGGCACUGGGCAUUCAAACUCAACGGGGUAAGCCCAUGAUGUCUCUGCCGACUUCAGGUGUGCCAGAUAAAAAGCUUCAGGGCGUCGACAGCACAAGCUCAAUGCAGCUCGCUGCUGAACUAAGUUUACCUGAACAAAACAAGAAAUGUAAUAUUUGUAACAAGAAAAUACAGAGAAAUAUCAACUUGGACCUUCGCUUUGUGUGGAAGCAAGCUCUGAUAUUUUGCUUGCUUCUGAUUGGCCUCUGCUUGCCCCUCUGUGCCCAGUUGGCGACUUUCAAAAUUGGCCUGGUAGGCCCGUGGACCUGUGACCCCACCUUCUCCAGGGCACUGCCAGAUGUUGCUGCAAAGCUAGCCAUUAACAGGAUAAAUACGGAUCCGUUUUUGAGUCCAGGAUAUUGGUACGAUUAUGUCCUGCUCGAUGAGGAUUGCCAGACGGCCAGAGGCCUGGCUGGCUUUGCCGGGCUGGAGCAUUACGCCUCAGGUUUCAUUGGCCCCCUGAACCCCGGCUACUGCACGGCUGCCGGCCUCUUCGGCAAGAAUUGGAACAAGCCGGUCGUCUCCUGGGCUUGCCUCGACCCGGAGCUGGACAGGGGCGGGGGCUUCCCUACCUUCGCUAGGCCCAUCCCCUCGGCCGCCAGGGUCUUAUUCGACGUCCUGAAGCACUUCCGUUGGGCGCGCGUGGCUGUGGUCACUUCGGAGCAAGACCUGUGGGUGGAGACAGGGCAGGAGCUGGCCAACUGCCUGCGCCACUACAGCCUUCCUGUUGCCUUGGUGUUCACCAUGGAAACGGAUGCCGAGGGAGCUGCAGAAGCUCUGAGGCGUAUCAAGCAAGUGGACAAUGUAAGAGUAGUGAUCAUGUGCAUGCCCUCGGCCCUCAUUGGCGGGGGGGACCAGCUGCUGCUCCUGCAACAGGCGGACAAGCUGAAGAUGGCGGAUGGGAGCUACGUGUUCAUUCCCUACGACACCAUCCAUUACAGCCUUCCAUACAGGAAUGCCACCUACCCAAUGCUGGCUGGAAACCCCAGGCUGCGACGCUCCUACGAUGCUGUGCUCACCAUCACCAUGGACUCCAAGGAUAAGGACUUCCACGAGGUCCUUGGGGAAGUCUUUGAGGACAAUGAGAUCCGCACUCCUCUGCAGCCAGCACAGGUCUCCCCAUUGUUUGGUACCAUUUACAACUCAAUAUACUUCCUGGUCAAAGCAACAGAGAAUGCCUACCGGGGAAGCAGGUGGGUGACUGGGACUAGCAUUGCUCGGCACACCGGUGGGAUGGAAUUUGAAGGAUUUAACCAAGCCCUGCGGACGGACAAAGAUGGAUCGGUCAUAGCUGACUACGUGCUUCUAGACACCGACGGAAUAGGCAACCAACUGAAGGCGACUCACUCAGUCAACGUGGCUACGGGCACUCUGAAAUACCUCGGCACCGCCAUCCAUUUCCCGCAGGGCUCAGACCCCGGCAGGGAUGCCGACUGCUGGUUUGACCCCAAGGACAUCUGCACAGGAGGAGUGGAUGCUAUGUUUGUGCUGCUGAUAUUCGCCCUGGCCACUGGUGUGAUACUGGCUGGUGGAGCUUUGGCCUAUUUCUUCAGGAACCACUUCCAAAAACUUCAACUGUUGACAACACCAAGCAAGAUCGUCCUUAGCUUGGAUGACCUCAUGUUUAUCAACGCAGAGCUCAGCCGCAAGAGGCUGAACGGUGAGAAUGAAACGUCUGUUUUAGGGAGAAGCGUCUCGGACUUGAAAAGCACAAAGACCCUCAAGCAUUCUAUGUCGGGGAAAAGCCUCACAGCCGCUACUCCAGAAACCAGUAAUGUGGCCAUAUAUGAGGGGGACUGGGUUUGGCUGAAGAAGAUAAUGAGUGGAUGCUUUACUGAGAUCAAACCCUCGACCAAAUCUGUGUUCUCUAGGAUCCGGGAAAUGAGGCAUGAAAAUGUGAAUACGUUCCUGGGGCUUUUCCAUGACUGCGGCAUCCUCGCAAUUGUCACUGAGCAUUGCUCCAGGGGGAGCCUGGAGGACCUCAUCGCAAAAGAGGACAUGAAACUUGACUGGAUGUUCAAAUCUUCCCUCCUCCUCGACCUGAUUAAGGGCAUGAAAUUCCUGCACCUCCGAAACCUGGUUCACGGGCGUUUGAAAUCCAGGAACUGUGUGGUGGAUGGAAGAUUUGUGUUAAAGGUGACGGAUUAUGGUUAUAAUGAGUUACUGGAGGUUCAAAAGGUUACACGGAUGGAGCCAAACUCAAAAGAUCAGCUUUGGACGGCACCAGAACUUCUCCGAGACUCUCACCUGGAGCGGAAGGGGACUUUUCGUGGAGAUAUCUACAGCUUCUCCAUCAUCAUGCAGGAGCUGAUAGUGCGAGCACCCCCAUUCUCCAUGUUGGAACUGUCUCCUAAUGAUAUCAUUAAGAAAGUGCAGAAGCCUCCGCCUCUUUGCCGGCCAUCCGUCUCGGUGGACUUGGCGCCCCUGGAAUGCAUCCAGAUCAUGAAACAAUGCUGGAGCGAGCAGCCGGAGAGGCGACCAAACUUCAAUCAAAUCUUUGACCAGUUUAAAAACAUUAACAAGGGGAAGAAGACCAACGUUAUCGACUCGAUGCUACGGAUGCUGGAGCAGUACUCCAGCAAUCUAGAGGACAUGAUCAACGAGAGGACAGAGGAGCUGGAGAUUGAGAAGCAGAAAACUGACCAGCUCCUGACGCAGAUGUUGCCACCCUCCGUCGCUCAGGCACUGAAGACCGGGGUCCCUGUAGAGCCUGAGCAUUUCGAGCAGGUGACCAUCUACUUCAGCGACAUUGUUGGCUUCACCACCAUCUCAGCCAUGAGCGACCCCAUCGAGGUGGUCGACCUGCUCAACGACCUCUACACCUUAUUCGACGCCAUCAUUGGUUCGCACGACGUGUACAAGGUGGAAACAAUCGGAGACGCUUACAUGGUGGCUUCCGGCCUCCCAACCCGGAAUGAGACCCGGCACGCAGCGGAAAUCUCCAACAUGUCCCUGGACAUCCUCAGCAGCAUCGGAACGUUCAAAAUGAGGCACAUGCCCGACGUCCCAGUGCGGAUCCGAAUCGGACUGCACUCAGGUCCGUGUGUGGCAGGUGUGGUAGGACUGACCAUGCCGAGGUACUGCCUCUUCGGAGACACAGUCAACACCGCUUCACGUAUGGAGUCCACUGGUUUGCCCUAUAGAAUCCACUUGAAUGAAAGCACAGUCAGCAUUCUGAAGAGCCUCAACAUGGGCUACAAAAUAGACCUGAGAGGAAAGACUGAAUUGAAGGGUAAAGGCAUCGAGGAUACCUUUUGGCUAGUAGGAAGAGAGGGCUUCAUAAAGCCAUUACCAACUCCACCAGACCUCUUACCUGGAGCCAGUAACCAUGGCAUUAGUUUGGAGGAGGUUCCACCAGAGAGACGACAGAAGCUGAUGAAGGCACGGAAUAUGAAAUAGUUUAUAUCCAACCCGAUGAAGGAAUCAAUGGAGUUGUCAACGCAGAAGGGCGAAACGACAGUCUUGCAAUUCUAUAGCGCCUUUCAUGACCUCAGGAUCUCCCAAAGCGCUUCACAGCCAAU